AUGGCUUCACCAGCAAACCCAAAAUCCCACUUUCAUGCCCGCUCCGUGAGCUUGCCUUCCAAGCCUAACCCGCUCAUUCCCCAAGCAGAAGAUCACUUGAGGAGGAUCAGAAGUUCAGAACCAGCCGCCAUUUGUUCGAUUUCAUCAGUGAGCAGCAUGAUAAGUGGUCUCGUGGACUUUUACGACUCCAUCGAUGACUUGCUUCUCUUGCCACAUACCCAACAGGCCUUGGUUCAAGAGGGAUGCGACAAAAUGCUCGAGAGAUCCCUCGGUCUCCUUGACAUUUGCAGCACCAGCAAAGAUGUUGUAGCACAGACAAAGGAAACUGUGCAGGUGCUACAAUCGGCGUUGUGCCGGAGGCGGGGCGAUGGAAUGGCACUGAGAAACAAGGUCGAGGCAUACAUGGCCUCUAGGAAGAAAGCAAAGAAGACAAUUCAAAACUGCUUGAAAGUUUUGAAGAUCAAAUCGACCAUCUCUUCUGCGGAUCAAAGCUGUGUGACUAUGGUUUCCAUGUUAAGAGAGGCCGAUGGAGUUGCUCUCAAGACAAUCAAUUCUUUGUUGACAUUGGUACACGGAAAGUCGAGCCGCUCUUUCUUCUCCAAGUUGAUGUAUUCCAACCGAGUGGCGGCCCAUGAGAUAGCGUCCAACAGUGAACUGGAGAUCGUGGACACUGCAGUUGAUACUCUCCUAAGCCACAAGAGUGGAAAAGCAAGUAAUAUCGAAACAGAACAUGUACAGAAAGCGUUGGCAGAACUUGAGUCCCACAUUCAGGACCUCGAAGAAGAGAUGGAUCACCUGAUCAGGCGCAUGAUCAAAACCCGAGUGUCCCUCCUCAAUAUCCUCAACCACUAG
This is a messenger RNA of Eucalyptus grandis, 852 nucleotides long. RefSeq lists its product as uncharacterized. The transcript has a single exon. Bases 1 to 852 code for a protein of 283 amino acids. The record is from RefSeq and is a predicted model, not a curated record. Lineage: Eukaryota; Viridiplantae; Streptophyta; Magnoliopsida; Myrtales; Myrtaceae. Gene Ontology annotation, biological process: root development; shoot system development.